This is a messenger RNA of Clonostachys rhizophaga, 1437 nucleotides long. The record is from the annotation of a GenBank genome assembly. NCBI's taxonomy places the organism in Eukaryota, Fungi, Ascomycota, Sordariomycetes, Hypocreales, Bionectriaceae.
AUGACGCUUAUUACAGGUUUGCCCAUCGAGCUCUUGCAUCACGUCGCGUGGUACUGUGCGCCGCACGAUGUUCUUGCGUUGACCGAGACCUGCCGACUGCUUCGGAACACGUACGACAAUACUUUGUUCCGGCAGGUGUUCGAAUACAAUAUUCCCCAAGUCUCGUCACGGUCAAUUACGAGCGAGAAAGCUUUGGUGACCUCCAUUACCGAUCAAUUGAGUAGGGUUACUCAGCGGCCUCUGCAGGACCAGGCUUAUUAUCACAGAGCAUGGUGGAAGUAUCUUGCUGUGGCCGCGUCCCGCUUGAGCUUCCUUGGAAAAGACAUACGCACACAGGUCAGAUCGGUUUCAAUGGUGACCUCGGCGAUGAGCGCAGAUGGCCUUACCGGGAUCGCUGAACUUUCAGAGAACGUUGAACCUCUGAAAAGAACUAUUGGGCUUCUGGCUACGUCAGUGGUCUGGGGAUGUCUAUCGGCUUGCGAUGAGGAUGUCAUGCAUGCCCUUAAUGAGCUCUGCGCCUGUACAUACUCUGACAAACCGGAGCUUGAAACGGCUGAACAAAUAUUGAGCUCUUCACUGGGUUUGGAAACCUCAUUCUGCUCGGCCAUUUGUGCCAUACAAAAUUCUAGGGGAUCACAGCCCGAUCCCGAAGGUGAUCUGGAUCAAGAUGGUGAUCAUGAGCAGGAUGAACUUAACAUUGAUUUCACUGAUAAUGCCAUGAGGCGCUACUUGGAUACGUCUUGGGACAACAAUACCUACGGGAAUAUUCUUCCGAGCAUCGCACUGCUCUUGUGCGCUGUAGCUGCACGCGUCUGUCUGCGGCAGGAUCCAAAGGCAGAGAAUGCACCCCCACCCCCGGAAAAUAUCCCAUUCUUUUCGCAGGCGAGGAGACAGCCAUCGCCCGACGAUCAAGCUCCUACUGUGGUAACUAGCGGCCUAGCGGAGAGUAUCCCCUUGCCCACAGCCACUAGGGUAUCAAGGGACAAGGAAGGCCCUCCUUACUCGCUACCAGCUAGCUGGUUUUGGGAGUUGUGGUAUAAGGCACGGACUAGAGCUCUCAUCAACGAUAUCGAUUCAUGCGUAUGGGAAGGGAUGUAUACAUACGGGCUAAGUGGCCGGUCUCGUAAUGGCCGGUCUCGCAAUGACCCGUUGAUGAGACACAUUCGGUUCCAUAAAUCGUCUGAAUCAGACCAUCAAAUCGAAAUAGUGGCAUCGGCAUGCAAAGAUGGGAUUGGGGAAUUUACGUUGGAAGGGUCUGUGGAUCUGGAGACCUGUGGUGUCAUGAUCCAGAAGAGAUAUACUGGCCGCCAUGGUUUCCAAUGGAGAGGCGCAGUAACGCCACUGGGAAUCUCAGGGUGCUAUUUAUCAAACUGGAACGAGGAUGUUCCGUUGGGAGCAUUUUGGCUGUGGAGACGUGAUUGGAAAAGUGUGAUUUGA